AUGUUGAUUACCGAAACCACUCCUUUAGUGGGUGUCCAAAAACCUUAUACAUUAAGUGAACCCCGGGACGUUGAGAAUGCAAAUAUUGUCCCCAACAAGGGACCAUUCCAUGACGUCGUUAAACCUGCAAAUCUAUACAUGAUUAUUGCAUCGUUGUGGUUAGGAACCUUCCUGUCCGCGGCAGAUACCACUAUUGUAUCUACAACGGCAAAUACCAUAGCUUCCUCAAUGAAUGGAUCUGAGAAACUCAGUUGGAUUGCCACCUCUUACCUCCUAACAAACACAAUUUUCCAACCGUUAGUUGGUAGAAUCAGUGAUGUGUUUGGACGUCGGACUGUCCUUAUAUUUGCACAAUUCUGGUUUGCAUUGGGAUGCUUAUGUUGUUCCCUCUCCCAGUCAGUCACACAAUUUGCAGUUGCUAGAGCUUUGGCUGGAAUUGGAGGCGGAGGUAUGUCUGCAUUAUCCUCCAUUAUAGCCACCGAUAUCAUUCCAUUGGGAGAAAGAGGCAUGUUUCAAGGUUAUGCUAAUCUUCUCUAUGGUCUUGGACAAUUUACAGGUCCAAUAUUAGGUUCGGCGUUUGUGGCAUACGAUGAAGAAUCUGGAUGGAGAUGGAUGUUUGCAAUCCAAGUUCCGUUUGUCGUGCUUGCCGGAAUUUUGGUCUUUGCUAAUGUUCAUGAAUACAGACAAGACCAAAUGAAGGACGUUGAUAUGAAGAAUCGAUUUGCUUUGGAAAACCUAAAAAAGAUCGAUCUACCUGGUUCCUUUCUGUUGAGCUGCACUAUAGUUUCUUUGUUGAUGAUCUUCAAUGCGCAAUCUCUGGAACAAGUCUUACUUUAUCUUGCGUUUUUGUUUAUUAGUGCUACGGCAUUUGCACUAGUUGAAAAAUAUAUAAUGACGGUCCGUAUUAUUCCACCUUCCGCAUUCCAGGGAGUUUUGCGAAUCUCAGCCUUUAUUGUCUUCUUUGCUGGUGGAUCCAUUGCUGGUAUUGGAUACAUAACCCCAUUGUAUUUGCAGAUUGUUCAUGAUUUUUCUCAAUUUCAACUAGGUAUAUUUAAUUCAAUCUCCAUCUUUGCUGCUCCUCUGGGCUCUCUGAGUGCCGGGUGGUACCUAAAGCAAGACCCCAAUGUUAGCACAGCGACCAUAAUUGAGAGGUCCAUCAAACUAUCGAUGCUCUCUUGUUUAGCUCUUUUUACGGGGUUCAGCCUAAUCUUAUUUCAAACUGUGACACUAAAACCGACAAUAUCUAGAAGCAACCUUACGUUUGGAACAUAUGCAGAAUUAUCUGUUAUUCUUCUUGGGUCUUGUAUCUCUGCUGUUGGCUACGGUGCAUUUUUGGUAGCAAUUCUUAUUCUUGUUGUUGGUAUUGUUGGUGUUAAGACACAGGCUACAGUUACAGGUAUGAAUUAUAUGUUCCGGUCAAUGGGACAAUCAUCAGGUGUUGGAAUUUCUCUUGGCCUUUACAACCUGAAUGUAGUUCGAUCCCUAGCCAAAUAUUUCCAAAAGGAUGUGGAAAAUGGCCACUCCAUUUUGAAUAAAUUAACUAGCUCAACUGCUUAUUUGAGAAAAGGUAUGCCUUCUCAAUAUUUGUCCGAUGUGCUUCUUAUUUACAAGCAGGCAAUCUACUAUUCGGUAGCAGUUGUAUUUGGAGCUGGUAGUAUUGCCUUUCUGUUCAGCUUAAUGCUCCAUUCAUUCCACAGUAACCAAGGAAAAUAG
Messenger RNA from Pichia kudriavzevii, 1713 nucleotides. RefSeq lists its product as uncharacterized. Gene Ontology annotation, cellular component: fungal-type vacuole membrane. Gene Ontology annotation, biological process: basic amino acid transport; transmembrane transport. The record is from RefSeq and is a predicted model, not a curated record. Lineage: Eukaryota; Fungi; Ascomycota; Pichiomycetes; Pichiales; Pichiaceae. Bases 1 to 1713 code for a protein of 570 amino acids. Gene Ontology annotation, molecular function: basic amino acid transmembrane transporter activity. The transcript has a single exon.